AAAAUAAAAAUAAAAAAUGGCCUACGAUGCCCGCUCGGCUAUCGUUCAGCGCACAAUAAGUGCCGUCCGCACAGGGUCAGGACGGCGCUCCUAUUGUGGGUGCUCUAAAUCAAAUUUAAAAUCCCCCCGGAUUCCUCUCACAAGCUAUUAGAAUUCAAGAAUCAUUAAUUAAAAUCACCAUGAGCACUAUUCUCCAUGUUUUCUUCUGCUUCUUGAUGUUCAUAAUUACUUCCUUCAAUCUUGGCCUCCAAUCAGGAAAUUUCUUGCACUUCAAUGGUGAUGCAAACACAACAACUCCACACUAUCCCAAACCAAAACAAUCUCAUUCCAAACAUAGGAAACUCUUGCUACAUGGGUGCUCAAAAAGGGACAUAAGCAUCUCACAAAGCAGGCAUCCAACAUCAGGAAUCCCAGAAUUCAUAGUGCAGAUUGUGAACACUUGUGUCACGGGCUGCCCACCUUCCAACAUUCAUGUGAGGUGUGGAUGGUUUGCUUCAACAAGAAUUUUGAAUCCCAUCACUUUCAAAAGGCUGUCUUAUGAUGAUUGUCUUGUUAAUGGAGGCCGUCCGUUGAAGAGCAGUCAGAGCAUCAGGCUCACAUAUGCAAAUUCAUUCAUGUACCCUUUCCAAUUCAAGUCUGCCAGCUUCUGCUGAGAGAGAGUUUUGGAGUUAUGGGAAUUAAUUGGAUUGAAGGUUAGAGACAAUGACACGUUUGAUGUAACAUGAUUUGUUCAAGAAUCUUCUGACGAUGUCAUAGAUUCUUGUAUAAAUCACGUGACUAACUUUAAUUUAGUUUUGGUAAUGGAUUUAUAGUAAUAUCGUUGUAGAAAUAAUUCGAACUAAAUCUUAAUGUCUAACCGUCGAACUACAAUAUAUAGAGGUCAUUAUUUUAGUUCA
Molecule: messenger RNA, 896 nt
Organism: Salvia hispanica
Lineage: Eukaryota; Viridiplantae; Streptophyta; Magnoliopsida; Lamiales; Lamiaceae
Product: TPD1 protein homolog 1-like
Biological process (GO): cell fate determination
Source: RefSeq, a predicted model, not a curated record